AUGGCGGGCCGAACUGUGAAAGUGAGCAAUGUUUCACUGGGUGCUUCUGAACAGGACAUCCAGGAAUUCUUUUCGUUCUCCGGGAUAAUUGAAUAUGUGGAGAUGAAAAGUGAGAGUGAGCGUUCUCAAACGGCAUUCGUCACUUUUAAGGACCCUCAGGGUGCUGAGACUGCUGUUCUUCUAACGGGAGCUACGAUCGUUGACCAGACAGUUAACAUUGCUCUUGAACCAGAUUACCAGCUGCCGCAAACAGCAUCCGCGCCAUACUCUGCAUCUGAAGACAAGAAUGCAGGCGGCACAACCUCGUCUGCUGUCCGAAAAGCCGAGGAUGUCGUGAGCAGCAUGCUAGCCAAGGGCUUCGUCCUUGGAAAAGACGCCGUGAACAAGGCCAAGGCCUUUGAUGAGAAGCAUCAGGUCAUAUCCACAGCCACAGCCAAAGUUGCCUCACUCGACCAGAAAAUUGGCCUUAGUGAGAAAAUCACUACUGGGGCUGCCAUUGUCAACGACAAGGUCAAGGAGGUUGACCAGAAGUUCCAAGUCUCUGAAAAGACGAAAUCGGCCAUUGCAGCAGCCGAGCAGACCGUGAGCACAGCUGGCUCAGCCAUUAUGAAAAACCGAUAUGUUUUGACCGGAGCUUCGUGGGUUACCGGGGCUUUCAGCAGGGUUACUAAGGCUGCUGGUGAGGUUAGCCAGAAGACGAUGGAGAAAGUGGCUGAAGGCCAACCUGGAAAACAUGUGUCAGAAGGUUAUGCCGAGAUUCAGACAUCAUCGGGGUCUCCGAAGGAAAGCACUGGUGAUAAGAAGAAGCCCUCGUCUCCAAAGGGAUUGAUUCUCUGA
Messenger RNA from Striga hermonthica, 837 nucleotides. The record is from the annotation of a GenBank genome assembly. Lineage: Eukaryota; Viridiplantae; Streptophyta; Magnoliopsida; Lamiales; Orobanchaceae.